GGAGACGUAGUGUCGUCGGCCUCGUCGUAGCGGCGGCGGCGGCGGCAGCGCGUGGCUCCCCGGAUGGAGCUCUUCACUGCGGCGCCUUGGCGGCGCUCCGCUAUCUCAAAGCGGGGACGCGGGAUGAUGACGUUGGAGGCGCGCGCGGCGCGGCAACUGGGCAGAGCCGCCUUCGUUCGUUCCCUUUUGUCCAAGAUGGCAGCUGCCGCCGAAGGCGCCUCCUGAACCGCGGGCCCCGGAGCCAUGAAGCGGGGGAGCGAGCGGGAUUCUAGCCCGGCCGGGUCGGCGGGGACGCGGGGCGCUUCCUCCGCCAAGAGGCCCCGGGAACGGGAGCGCGAGAGCAGCAGCAGCAGCCGGCGGGGCCCGCACCGGAGCUCGGGCGCCUCCUCCUCCUCGUCUGUCUCCACCUCCGCCUCGUCGCGCAGCAGCCGGGACAAAUCCGCGCCGGGCGGCUCCAGCUCGCGCAGCCACCGCGGGGAGGAGCGGCCCGGAGGGGGAGGCGGCGGCGGCGGCGGCAGCGGAGACUCCAACCACCGCGCAGCCUCGUCCAGCGCCAGGAGCAGCAGCAGCAGCAGCCAGGCCGUCGUCCCUGCGCCGCCUCCGCCGGCGUCCUCCUCGUCGUCGUCUUCGUCCUCGCGGGCGUUGGGGGCCGCCAAGGCCAAAGUGCCGCCCGCAGCGGUGGUGGCGCCCUCCUUGCUAUUGGGGGCCCCUCCUGCAGUGGCUGCCCCGUCUCUGCUCCUGGCGCCAGGGCUUGGACUCUCGGCUGGGGUGGGCCUGGCGGGGGAACCCCCUGGCUCUAGCGAGUACAAGACCCUGCUGGUGAGCGGCCUGAGCCCUGCCCUGCCCGACCAGUUGCUGGAGGACGGGCUGUUUCGCCAGUUCCAGAGAUUUGCUAGUGGUGGUGCCAGUGACAUUAGCGUCAAACUCUCUCAUACUCCUGAUCUUGGCCGCGUCGCCUAUGUCAACUUCCGGCACCCCUCAGAUGCUCGAGAUGCUCGACGGCAUGCCAGAGCAAGACAGCUUCUCCUUUACGAUCGCCCUCUCAAGGUGGAGCCUGUCUACCUGCGAGCAGGAAGACGAAGUCGCACACCUCCACCCACUCCCUCCCCUGAACCACUGGCAUUUUUGACCCCCAUCCAUGGUGUUUAUCCAUAUAAACAGAGAUCGCUCUCUCCUGUUGCUAGCCCUUUGCUGAGGGAGCCCAGACCACGACAUGCUCAAGCUGCUGCAGCAGCUUUUGCCUUGGAGGCUGUUGCCCUGGGACUCUCUCGGGAGCGGGAGAGAGUGCUGGAUUAUUAUGGGCUAUAUGAUGAGCGUGGCCGCCCUUAUAGCUACCCCAUUGUCGCUGAAGAGGAUCUCAUGCCAGAGGAUGAUCAUAGAGCCACCCGGAAUCUCUUCAUUGGCAACCUGGAUCACAAUGUCUCUGAGGUGGAACUGAGACGUGCCUUUGAAAAAUAUGGCAUCAUUGAGGAAGUGGUGAUUAAGCGUCCUGCACGGGGUCAAGGUGGAGCUUAUGCCUUCCUUAAGUUUCAGAACCUGGAUAUGGCACAUAGGGCCAAGGUUGCUAUGUCUGGUCGGGUCAUUGGCAGAAACCCUAUCAAAAUUGGCUAUGGGAAAGCCAACCCUACUACCCGCCUUUGGGUGGGUGGCUUGGGUCCAAGUACUUCCUUAGCUGCUCUUGCUAGGGAGUUUGAUCGCUUUGGUAGCAUUAGGACUAUUGACUAUGUGAAGGGAGACAGUUUUGCCUACAUUCAGUAUGAGAGCUUGGAUGCUGCUCAGGCUGCCUGUGCACAGAUGAGGGGUUUCCCUUUGGGUGGGCCAGAUCGGAGACUUAGAGUGGAUUUUGCCAAAGCCGAGGAGGCACGUUACCCUCAGCAGUACCAACCUGCACCACUGCCUGUACAUUAUGAAUUACUACCUGAAGGCUACAGCAGACACAGGAGUCUAGAGCAAGAUUUAAGGGUGAGAGACAGGACUCCUCCUCAUCUCCUCUACCCAGACAGAGAAAGGGGUUUUCUAGAGGCAGAUUGGACUGGCUCUAUUAAAAAUGCAGAACGCAGAAAUAACUUGGAGACAUACAGUCGAUCAGCACGCAGCCGCAGUGGAGAACGUUGGGGCAGUGACAGUGACCGAAGUGUGCUCAAGCCUUGGGAGGAAAGGCGUAAACGCCGUAGUCUCUCCAAUGACCGUGGGAGGACUGCCCAUUCCCCUUAUGAGGACAGAAGCAGGACAAAGGCUGGAGGGCCAGCUUUAGAUCGCAGCCCAGAUAGGGUUCGGAAGGAGAACCACACCGCAGAGUCUGCUGUGGAGAAAGAACAGAACAACUCCCUCCAGAAUAACCGACACGCAUCAGAGGAGAAACCUCACCGUGAAACAUCUGAUGCUCCUCAGCCUAAAAAAAGGGACAGCGAACGCAAUCAUCGAACUGGUGAGUCUGAAUCAAAGACUCACGAAGAGUCAAAAUCUGAAACAAAGAAACUAAAAAGCUUGUCAGAUUAUGCCCACACACUGCAGCUUGCCUGGAAUGGGCUACUUGUCCUCAAGAACAGCUGCUUCCCUACAUCUAUGCACAUCCUUGAAGGGGACUUGGGAGUCAUCAAUGGGCUUUUGAAAGACCACUUGUCUGGUGGAAAGCUGACACAGCUCAAGAUUGCUCAGAGACUUCGGCUUGACCAGCCCAAGCUGGAUGAAGUAACUCGACGUAUCAAGCAAGGAAGCCCCAAUGGCUAUGCUGUGCUGCUGGCUACCCAGGCUGCUCAAGGAGGAGCAGGUGCUGAAGGGACCUUCCCUGUGGUGGAGCCUGGAUUGCAAAGACGGCUUCUCAGGAAUCUGGUCUCUUACUUGAAACAAAAACAGGCUGCUGGGGUGAUCAGCCUUCCUGUGGGAGGGGCAAAAGGCAGAGACAGCACAGGCAUGCUUUAUGCUUUCCCUCCUUGUGAAUUUUCUCAGCAGUAUCUCCAGUCUGCACUAAGAACAUUGGGAAAGUUAGAAGAAGAACAUAUGGUGAUAGUGAUAGUCAAAGACACUGCCUAGCAUUUAUUCUCUCAGUCUCUCUCUGAUUCCAUGUUUUCUUUGUGUCUCACCCAGCCUGGUUGCUUUUAAGGCCAAUUAUUUUGAGUAAGGCCCCCAAAAUCCAACAAAAUUCUACCAUUUUAUUAGUUUCUAAUUAAUUUUAAUACCAUUUUAAUGAAUCCCAUUUUAUUUGUUUUUAAUAUGUGACACUGUCUGCUGUGUUCUUAUUUUUUAAGUGUAUGGAAAGUUGUCAGUAAAGCCUUGUUCACUGAUGGAUUUUUAA
This is a messenger RNA of Hemicordylus capensis (graceful crag lizard), 3295 nucleotides long. It is a transcript of the gene RBM15B, whose product is annotated as RNA binding motif protein 15B. Gene Ontology annotation, molecular function: mRNA binding. Lineage: Eukaryota; Metazoa; Chordata; Lepidosauria; Squamata; Cordylidae. Gene Ontology annotation, biological process: regulation of alternative mRNA splicing, via spliceosome. The transcript has a single exon. The record is from RefSeq and is a predicted model, not a curated record. Bases 244 to 3033 code for a protein of 929 amino acids. Gene Ontology annotation, cellular component: nucleus.